CAAGUGCGUUCAAACUCACACGCCGUCCAUCAUGAUGGAUUAGACGUCGGGAGUGAUUUCUCUUGCGGCGCUCGGCGCUCGGUCGACUGGAACCGAGCCGCGCACGGUUACCGCCGGAUACCGAUAUCCAGUGUCGUUAACUCGCGAAGCGCGCCUGCAGAACUAUCGGCUCACAGCUCCCGUUCUAUCAUAUUUCACGAGACGUACUCUAUGUUCCGCUAUUGUCGCCAUUUGCGGUUUUAUAAACGGGUUCACCUUUUUUACGAAUUCGCUGACUGAAAUAUUAUUCACAAGUGAACCGGCAUAUCUAAAUAACGUCAAGUUCAUUAGCGCCCUUAUACGUCGUAACAAUCGUCCGUCAAACAUAAAUUAUUCCUCGCGCGUCUCAUAUGCAUCCGGCGAUGUUCGCUUUCCAAGUGUUUGUUACGAAGCGAUUGUUUCCUCGCAAGCAGUCGGUCGAAUCGCCCGCCGCAGAUUGGUAGCUCGGGCCGCGCGUUAUCAUUAUUUCAAGUAAUAAAAGUCGAUGAUCGAGCUAAUUAUCACUAUUAGGUUGAUAAGGUUGUUUGUGAAACUCACGGAAUGUCGAAUUGCGUUAGUAGUGCGAUAGUCGUCGGUGCGAUGGUCGAUCGGAGGUGAUGCUCCGUGCGAACGAGUGUAAAAGUGCUUUAUUAGUAUGUGGGGUGCUGCAGUGUCCAAUCCUCCGCAUUACCAUUAUGUGCAAGGACCAAAUGGUGCGGGACCACAACGUGGACCGGCCGGGCCUGUAUUGUCGGGGCCCGGCGUGAAACAUUUGCGGCCCCAGUCCUCGUACUCGCUGCCACACGGCGCCAAUGGGCCCACACGCUGGAGUUGGUCGGGAAGCAAUGCUUCCUCUUUCGAUCGGAGGCAAGCGAAGGUGCCGCCGCAGCCGGCGCGCCCCGCUCCCUCGCGCCCCUCACACGUUAGAAAUAAUUCUACAUAUAAGGUCGACCCUGAGCUGAUCUUCACGAAACAAGAGAAGAUCGGCAAGGGUUCCUUCGGCGAGGUGUUCAAAGGCGUCGACAAUAGGACACAACAAGUUGUCGCUAUCAAGAUCAUCGACCUCGAAGAAGCUGAAGAUGAAAUCGAGGAUAUACAGCAGGAGAUCAUGGUGCUGUCACAAUGUGACAGUCCAUACGUCACAAAAUAUUAUGGAUCAUACUUAAAGGGAACAAAGCUAUGGAUAAUAAUGGAAUAUUUGGGCGGUGGGUCGGCGCUGGACCUGAUGAAGGCGGGCAGCUUCGAAGAGAUGCACAUCGCGGUGAUCCUGCGCGAGGUGCUACGCGGUCUCGACUACCUACACUCGGAGCGGAAGCUGCAUCGUGACAUCAAGGCCGCCAAUGUACUCCUCAGCGAGAUGGGAGACGUCAAGCUCGCUGACUUUGGUGUGGCAGGUCAGCUGACGAACACGACGAGUAAGCGUAACACGUUUGUUGGCACGCCUUUCUGGAUGGCGCCCGAGGUGAUCAAGCAGUCAUGCUACGACAGUAAGGCGGACAUCUGGUCGCUGGGCAUCACCGCCAUCGAGCUCGCCAAAGGGGAGCCCCCCAACUCGGAGUUGCACCCCAUGCGCGUCCUCUUCCUUAUACCCAAGAACAAUCCCCCACAACUCACGGGCUCCUACUCGAAGCCCUUCAAAGAGUUUGUUGAAGCAUGUUUGAACAAGGACCCCGAAAAUAGGCCGACGGCAAAGGAAUUACUAAAGUUCCAGUUUAUCAGGAAAGCGAAGAAGAACUCCUACCUCAUGGACCUCAUCGACAGGUACAAGAAGUGGAAAGCACAGCGUAGUGAAGAGAGCGAGACGGAGUCGGAAAAUUCAGACUCUGAGGAGUGCAGUAGAGGCGACAGUGAGGCGGACGAGCCGUGGAUAAUGACGGUGCGGGGCGGUGCCGGCGCGCGCUCGCUGCUGCCCGCCGCCGAGCGACGAGAUGCGCGCGAACGCGAACGCGAGCGCGAACGCGACCGUGAUCGCGACCGCGACACAGACCGCGACAGAGAACGCAACCGCGAACGAGACCACGACCGGGAGCGAGACCGCGACAGGCGCGACGACACAGACCACAAGCCCGCACUCAACAACAACGCGCCUGACAAACAGACGGUACAUUCACAAAAUAAACUAAGUCACGACAAGAGCCGACAAUCACCCAUAGUACAGACGUCCAUAGAACAAAGAAAUAUAAAGGAUAGAGAAAGAGAUAGGGGAGAUAGAGAAGAUAGGAAAGAGAGGCAAGAACACACAGCGUCCAAUCGAGACGGCAUAGUUAAUAAUAAAGCCGCUUCCCCUCUGGACCACAGAGGAGUGAACAGCGAGGAGAACAAGGUGCGGCGGCACGCCUAUCUGCAGCAGCUCAUAUACCCGUUGCUUAAUGAGCUGAGCCGCAAGCACGGGCCGAGCAGCGCGGCGGCCGUGGAGGAGGUGCGUCGAGCCUUCGAGCUGGCUGAGCGCAGCGCGCCUCAUCUCACUAGAGCCUUCGUGCAACAGGUGGUGCAGAGGGUGGCGACACAAUCACACCAGCCCUCCACACCCUCACACAACACUUCGCAGCACUGGAUGUCGUAGGGACACAUAAAAUAGCCGGCAGCAAUCCAUAGCCGCCCCCUGGCCUCGGCCCCGCGCUCCUAGCCCCGGCCCCCCGGCCUCAAGCCCCGGCCCCCCGGACUCAAGCCCCGGCCCCCUGGCCCCAGGCCCCGGCCCCGCGCCGCCGCUCGGACUGACAGAUACUAAUACAAAUUAGGCUUAAAGAAAACCCUUAGCAUAGCAACACCAACUAUAUGUAAUGUCUUACAUGGCUUUAAAUUAGAUGUAGACGAACGCCCAAUUAUAUGUUUCCUUAAUAUCAAAUCUAGUUCCAAAUGUGUGAACUGAGGCCUUCAAACUGCCUUAUGUUAUAUUGCGUUAAAUAGACCAACAAACAGUUUAUUAACCUCUAUAUAUGUGUAUAUUUAAAUCUUUGCACUGUCCAAUGUCUGAUCACAUUUUUUUACCUCUAACGAAGUUAACAGUGAGAUUCCACUGUUGAAAUAUAUGAGUAGAAUAAUAUCGACAUCCUUUUCAUUCUAUUAAUAAAGAAAAGAGAUAAAAAUAUUUUUGGUCAUAUCUUGACGGUUGAAAUAUUAUCAGAAAUCAUUUUGCGUUCGUUUCAAAUUUAUUAAAUUCUUGUAUCAUAUAUUUUUAUACAUGAGUUGUAAUUUAUGUACAGUCGAACCGAGAUAAUCGAGUUUCCAAAAGAUCACAAUAUUUUUUUUUCGUUUAUAAAAGUUUCUAACCUGAAUUUAUGGAGUCAGUUCUUCGAGGGAUUGGUAAAUGACUUGCUUCUAAGGUUUCUCGAUUAUCCUGGUUUGACUAUAUGACAAUAUCAUAAUUACUCUCUCUUAGUUGAUCAGAGAUAUUUUGUAGAUGUAUGAGAACAGUGGAAACCGCAUAGUGUUGCGAGAUGUGUUGUAUGUUUGUGUAUAAGUCUGAGCGCGGCGGAGUCACAACUUGCAAUGCCAUAGUGUAAUGUAAACAUAAAGUAAACAAUACUUAAGUUGGUUAUGUCUUUUAAUAUUUUAUAUUUAUGUAAAUAUAUCACUAUUUGUUUUGUCUAUUGAAAAUAAUGUCAACAUUUGGUGCAUGUAUUAUUCAAUAAGUCUAGUUCAGAUAUUGAAAACAUUUUCAAUGUACUACGCGUGCACAAUAACAUGACAUGUGCGAUGACGUCAUCUGUCUUGUCUACACAAUUGUUAUUAUUGUAGAUGUAUAGUAUGUUAAAAUAAAUUUAAUAUAUGUUUUAACUUUGUUAACAAAUUAAAUAUUAAUCACAAGGGAAAUUGAAUAAUACAUGUACUAAUGUUUUAGACCCUGACCAUAGACUUAGUCUUUGGGUCACUUCUAACGUUUUUGUCCUGUUUAGUUUUAUUGUGGACUUGUUCUGUUCAUUGUUUGUACUGUGAGUUUCCAUUGACGGUACAAAGAAGCUAGA
Messenger RNA from Papilio xuthus (Asian swallowtail), 3983 nucleotides. RefSeq names its product Germinal centre kinase III. Gene Ontology annotation, biological process: protein phosphorylation. The transcript has 12 exons. Gene Ontology annotation, molecular function: protein serine/threonine kinase activity; ATP binding. The record is from RefSeq and is a predicted model, not a curated record. NCBI's taxonomy places the organism in Eukaryota, Metazoa, Arthropoda, Insecta, Lepidoptera, Papilionidae. Bases 674 to 2581 code for a protein of 635 amino acids. Gene Ontology annotation, cellular component: cytoplasm.